Messenger RNA from Charadrius vociferus (killdeer), 2154 nucleotides. RefSeq names its product ankyrin repeat and zinc finger domain containing 1 (gene ANKZF1). NCBI's taxonomy places the organism in Eukaryota, Metazoa, Chordata, Aves, Charadriiformes, Charadriidae. The record is from RefSeq and is a predicted model, not a curated record. Bases 1 to 2154 code for a protein of 717 amino acids. The transcript is spliced from 15 exons. Gene Ontology annotation, molecular function: protein binding.
AUGCCGGUCCCGGAGAGCAGGUCGGUUUUCGAGGCCGCCCAGGACCCCGUCCUCCUGCACGGGCUGACCCUCGUCACCGGAGUUGCUGCGGAUUUGUGGGCCACCGAGCCAGCGCCUGUGAGCCACGAGAAACCUGCACCCACCAGCAGUGAGGAGAAGCCCCAUGGGGUCCCCGAGGUGCCGGAGCGGAUGUGCUGCUCGACCUGCGGGCAGGUGUUCGGCAGCCGGGAGGAGCAGACUGAGCACUACCGUCUCGACUGGCAUCGCUUCAACCUGAAGCAGCGACUCCUGGGGCGCCGGACACUGCCGGUAGAAGUGUUUGAGGAGAAGACCCGUGCAGGUGAUGUUUCCAGCAUCUCAGGGUCUGAUUCGGAGAGCUCUGAUACAAGCAGUGAGUCGGAGUUACUGCACCCUGCCAGUGACAGCCCCGCGACCCCCCCGGUCCCCCGCUCCCACAAGGUGCUGCUCCGCAAUGCGAAGGGCCAGCUCAUCUCUGCCUACCGCUGCGUGCUGUGCACCAGGAAGGGUGGCAUCGAGGAGCCAGUGGAGCUGACAGCAUCACUGCAGAGCCUCGAUGCGAACACGUGUUGGGUUGUGCUGAUGAUGGGCGGCGGGCAUUUCGCAGGAGCUGUGUUCCGGGGCCCCCAGGUGCAGGAGCACAAGACCUUCCACCGCUACACGGUGCGAGCCCGGCGGGGCACAUCCCAGGGCCUACGGGAUGCUCAGACCCCAGGAUCGGCACCCAGGUCAGCCGGAGCUUCUUUGCGGCGUUACAAUGAGGCCGCGCUGCUCAAGGAUAUUCAGGACCUGCUGGCAGCCUGGGCACAGCACCUGAAUGAAGCUCAACGCAUCUUCCUCCGGGCCCCUCGUCAUAACCGUGCGCUGCUCUUCGGUGGCAGGAACCCACCCCUCAGCCGGGGUGACCCUCGCAUCUGCCACAUCCCCCUCAGCACCCGCAGGGCCACCCUGCGAGAGGUGCUGCGAGUCCACACCACGCUGGCCAGCCUGCUGGUGUAUGGGAAGGACACACCACUGGAGGACAUCACUGGAUCCCCCCAGAAAGCCUGGCACAAGAGGCAGCAGAAAGCAGAGAUGGAUCCCCCACAGGAGGACGCAACCCGUGUUUUAUCACCCCCCUCAGUCCCAGAGGAGGAGGAGGAAGAAGAGGAGGAAAGCCCUGCAGGGGAGCUGGAGACUGUGGAAGUGACACUGGGGACCUUGGACCUCCGGGAGUUUGAAGUGAUGCCCAAGCGAAACCGCAAAAGGAGGAAGAAGAGGGACAAGAAGGUGGAGAAAGGGCCUUGUGCCGAAGAGACAGGAUGCCAUCGUACUCAGGAUGGGCAGCCUGGCCUGGAGCUGGUGACGGAGGGGGAGGCUGAAGGUGACCCCCUUCCCUGGGACGAUGGAGGAGACCUGCAGACCCAGCUCCGCAAUGCCCUGUUCACCGCCUGCAAAACGGGGGAUGUGGGGACGCUGCGGCACCUCCUGGGUAUGCCAGAGAGCGGAGGCCUGCCGGGGAACAGCAAGGAUGGGGAGGGCACGCAGCCCCUGGAUAUGACCCACUCCCUGCUCAACCAGCCUGUGGACGAGCACGGCUGCACCCUGCUUCACGUGGCAGCACGGGCAGGGAAGGCUGAGGCUGUGUGCCUGCUGCUGGAGGCAGGAGCUGCCCCUGCCCUCAGAGACAGGCAGGAGAGGACCCCCUACUGUGUGUCUGCUGACAAACUGACCCGUAACGCCUUCCGCAAGUUCAUGGUGGACCAUCCAGACAAGUAUGACUACAGCCGUGCCAAGGUGCCAGGGCCCCUCACGCAGGAGAUGGAGGCCAAGAAGCUGGAGAAGAAGCGGGCACAGAAAGCCCAGCGGAAGCAGCGGGAACAGGCGAAGCGGGAGGAGCAGCAACGCUGGGAGCAGGAGCAGGGAGAAAAGCAGCGAUUCGCAGCCCUGUCCGAUAGGGAGAAGAGGGCCCUGGCUGCCGAGCGGAGGCUGGCUGUGCAGCUGCAGGACACCGGCACAACUCUUACCAACAUCAGCCGCUGCUGGCAUUGUGGAGAGUCCCUGCUGGGCCGGAUCCCUUUCCAUUACCUCGACUUCUCCUUCUGCUCCACGGCCUGCCUGCAAACCCACCACCGGGCCCGAGCCAGCCAGACGUAA